AUGGCCAGGGGUCUCUUUCUGGGGAAACCCCGUGCCCCACGGGAAACAGACAUUUCCAAUCCCAUCUUUAAGCAUACAGACGCAGCACCACGAAAUGACCUCAAGGCCUUGAAAAAUGGUAGCACAACACACCAUCGGCCGAUCAAGCAGGCCCAUUACGACACCCAGCGGCCCCGGACAUCAGUCGCAUGUCAACAGGACAGCAGGGUAGAGGUACCCGGGCCUGGGUUCGAUUUUCGCAUAGCGGUGCCUGCAGCUGAAGCGAUAAAAUCGCCGACAAACAGCGAAAAUGGCUCGGAAGAAAACAUGAUCGGGAUCGCUCUAGGUAGUCCCCGUUUGGUGGAUCCACAGAACACCUUUUCCCAGAUGCAAGAGAAAGCGCUGGAAUCUGCGCGCGAACGCCCCAAAGCAGCCCCGCAGAUCCAGCGCAAGCCGAGCAAGUGGAGGAAAAUCGGCGGCUUGUUCAAGGCGAAGAAUGCUGUUGCGUCGGGUGCAAGUCAGCCUUUUUACCAGGUCCAGGUUCAGGGUAGUCAGGCGCCUCUUGCGCAGGGCUCUUCGCAUUCCAUCGACUAUCAGAAUCGCGAGGCGAAAUCUAACCAUGUCAUGAAUACAGAGGCAUGGCCGUGUCUUGAGCCGGAGGUCAAGGCCGAAGAGAAGCAGCAAAAUAUCAGUGUCGCACAGGUGCAAGCUCAGGAUGGACAACAGCCUGCGGAGUCGAAAUCGGGACCUCUACUGCAGGUCGACAUCCCCAGUGUUGAGAUGGAACGAUACAGCGUCAUGUUCAGCGCUCUACUCAAGCAAAACGAGCCUUCCCCGUUGAACAGACGCAGCAGAACCCUGGAAAAUAUGAGCGCUCCCAACGCCGAGGUAAAUCAUUCAACAUCCCCUGCGAUAUACGUCACCUACCAAAUACUAAACCCACACCAGGCAUCACCGCCAUCGCCAGAUCUGCCCCCACCCCGACGAAGGGCCACCUCGCCUACACGCUCAAACUCCCCCAGACUCUCACUAUUCCCAGCAACACACAAGAGCAAAGCUUCCAAGGUGCUAGGCACACAAAGCCUCCCCCGGGGCCCCAGUCCCUUGCUCCGAAACCAAGUAUCCAGAGCAGAGUCACGACAGGAAGACUUGUCCAAUGAACAAGAUCACAUUCUCCUCAUGGUUCGCAGCGACGCAAGAAGCUUCCAUAAGCCCCAAGACUCAGUAUCCUCAUUCAUCUCAAGCACAACCAUCAACUCAGACGACGAAAAAUUCCUCCUGCAAAAGCUCAAGCCAGUCCAAACCUACGUCGACCCCAAAGGCGAGCCAGAAUGGGAGAUCAUCAACAAGCGGAAACAAUCCGCAGACGAAAUAAAAUCGCAGAAGUCAACCCCAGCGCUCUCGCUCAAUACGCAAGAACUACAGCCCGAGCCAGCGAACAGUGAGUCGACGGCAUCGUCUCCGAUCCUCUCACCUCUUGCCGCCGUCCAACAAAGAUUCUCUCCGUUAUCUCCGUCGGAUAGUAAUAAAUCUGCUGUCUCACCAGCAGAGACCAUCCGCAUGCCUCUCGCCAACGAAACCAAGACCGAAGAAGGCGACAAGACGACGGAUGAACAUGAGCCCGCAGAUCCCAGCCCGCAAGAGGAACCGGAGUCAGAAGCCGAACAGGAACACGACGAACAAGAACCAGAGCCGGCCGAUCCCCUCCCGACCAUCGAGAUCUCCAUCGCAAGAUCUGUCUCCGUCUCAAAGAGAAAGCAAGUCUUGGUCCCUGUGGGACGGCGGCCAGACCGUCUCCCCCCCCGGGCUAGAACCCCCCAAAUGGUGAAUGGGCAGCAUGGUCAUCGACAUGGCAAUUCUCAGGAUGCUCGUAUUGAAAGUGUAUGA
Messenger RNA from Aspergillus nomiae NRRL 13137, 1866 nucleotides. RefSeq lists its product as uncharacterized. The record is from RefSeq and is a predicted model, not a curated record. The transcript has a single exon. NCBI's taxonomy places the organism in Eukaryota, Fungi, Ascomycota, Eurotiomycetes, Eurotiales, Aspergillaceae. Bases 1 to 1866 code for a protein of 621 amino acids.